Fusarium venenatum is the source of this 921-nucleotide messenger RNA. RefSeq names its product NAD(P)-binding protein. NCBI's taxonomy places the organism in Eukaryota, Fungi, Ascomycota, Sordariomycetes, Hypocreales, Nectriaceae. The record is from RefSeq and is a predicted model, not a curated record.
AUGCUUAUACUUAUUGCAGGCAUCUCAGGAAACAUGGGCCAGAAACUGGUUCACUCUCUUACUUCUCGAGGACACCAUGUUCGGGGUCUCGUGCGAGAUGCUUCCAAAAUGGCCUCUAAUAUCUACGCCUUAUUGGACGACUUCGUCACUUGUCCCGUCUACUAUGACAUUGCCGCAUUGGAUCGCGCCUGCACUGGCGUAGACGACAUUAUUUGCGCGUACGGUAUGGAUCCGCGCCUUCAACUGGAAGGGCAGUUGUUGCUCCUGCGCGCAGCCGAGCGGGCCAAUGUUGGCAUCUAUGUUACCGCAUGUUGGAACCACGAUUGGAGCAAGUUGGGUCUUGGCAAACAUGAGGCUUACGAUGCGCUCAUCAGUUUCCGCCAUCAUGUCGAAAUGACAUCUACCAUCAAGCCAAUAUAUGUAUACAAUAGCAUAUUCGCCGAAACAUUAUUUUCUACGAUCGGACAUGGCCAUGUCGGUCCAGACAUGCCCCUGGUCUGGGACCCAAACACCAAGACUAUGAACAUCUGGGGAACCGGCCACUCGAUAUGGUAUUGGACAACAGAACAGGACUCUGCGGAGUUCGCAGCUGAAAUCAUCCAACGGAGCGAUGCCGCCCAGGGCGGGUAUUGGAAUGUCUGCUCUGGGGCGAACUCUCUUCUUGAGGUAGCCAAGGUGUAUGAGCAGGAGCGUGGUAUUCAAGUCAUGCUGCAUAAGCUCGGUACCAUUGAUGACCUCAGGGAGAAAGCAUUGAAGGCCAGGAAGGAGGGAAGCAAAAUGGACUAUCAUUUGUAUAUUGGUUGGUUCUAUCAACUAUAUGCCAUUGAUGGUACCUGGGUCUUCCCCAAGUUGGACAAUGACAGGCUUAAUGUUAGGACCACAUCGUUGGUUGAGUUCCUUAAAAUGCAACCGGAAACUUAA